This is a messenger RNA of Arvicola amphibius (Eurasian water vole), 1087 nucleotides long. Its product is annotated as F-box/WD repeat-containing protein 2-like. The transcript is spliced from 2 exons. Bases 1 to 708 code for a protein of 235 amino acids. NCBI's taxonomy places the organism in Eukaryota, Metazoa, Chordata, Mammalia, Rodentia, Cricetidae. Gene Ontology annotation, molecular function: protein binding. The record is from RefSeq and is a predicted model, not a curated record.
AUGAUAAAGGGCUUGGAGAGGAAAAAUGAAACUCUGGACCACCUGAUUAGUCUGAGUGGGGCAGUCCAGCUCAGGCACCUCUCCAAUAACCUAGAGACCCUCCUCAAGCGGGACUUCCUCAAACUCCUUCCCCUGGAGCUCAGUUUUUAUUUGUUAAAAUGGCUCGAUCCUCAGACUUUACUCACAUGCUGCCUGGUCUCUAAGCAGUGGAAUAAGGUGAUAAGUGCCUGCACAGAGGUGUGGCAGACUACCUGUAAGAAUCUGGGCUGGCAGAUAGAUGAUUCUGUUCAGGACGCAUUGCACUGGAAGAAGGUUUACUUGAAGGCUAUCUUGAGGAUGAAGCAGCUGGAGGACCACGAAGCCUUUGAGACCUCAUCAUUAAUUGGACACAGUGCCAGAGUGUAUGCACUUUACUACAGAGAUGGACUUCUCUGCACAGGGUCAGAUGACUUGUCUGCAAAGCUGUGGGAUGUAAGCACAGGACAGUGUGUUUACGGCAUCCAGACCCACACUUGUGCAGCUGUGAAGUUCGAUGAACAGAAGCUUGUGACAGGCUCCUUUGACAACACCGUGGCCUGCUGGGAAUGGAGUUCUGGAGCCAGGACACAGCAUUUCCGGGGACACACGGGGGCGGGUGGGUUCUUCUUUUUUGAGGGUCUUUACAAUUACUUUAGCCAUAAGUUUUUUAUUUUUUCUUACUUACUUUAACCUGUGGUUUUCUCUUCUUUACUACUGUAGCUAUUUCCCUACAUUUGGAAUGAUUUACACAUUUUGUUUUUUCUAAGCCUUCAAAACUCUUUUAUGACCCUAUAUACUAGGAAUAGUUGUCCUUCUCUCCCAGAUUGUUUCUAUUUCUGCACAGUCGCUUACAUUUGCUUUCAGUGGAUUCCACCCUGCACACCCAGAUAUUCAGACCACUCUAUUUAUUCAAAGCUGAAAAACCCUUGGGCAGUAGUUCACGGAUUGUAUCUACACAGAAGUACAUCCAGUUAGUACUUGGCCGCUAAGUGAGUAAAACAAGUAACAUCCUGGGACUAACAUGAAAGAAAUUUCUGUUCUGGAUUGUCCUAUCUACACACGUAGUCAU